AUGGGAAAAUACAGUAAAAAACGAGAAGGAACCAGCAAUAGGCAAUUUACUAAUGUGGAAAAGUUGAAAAACAAUUUCUUUGCUAAUUCCGAAAGAAGAAGAAAAUCCAAUGACAAAGCCCAUGAUUGCGAAGCCCUAGCUGACUUUUUUAAUGCUACUGCUAAUAUAUCUGAUGAUGUAGAACAAAUUAAAUUGUCUGCCAACGAACAAACAUUCAACCAGAAGAAACAAGCUUUAGUUAGCAAAAUCCAAGGACUUGUUGGUAAAUGUCAAACUUCUAGCACUUCUUCUAUCGCUUAUAGGCAACUAAAAGAAGUAGAAAAUUUAACGCCCAAACACCAGCAAGACUUACUGAAAUUGGAAAUAGAAGCAAAACAAGCAGAAAGUGAAUAUAAAGAAAACAAAGCCAAGGCUGACCAAGAAACUGACCCUGAUAAAAAGGCUCAGUUUAUGAUUCUAGCUAAUAAAGCAGCGAAAAAGGCAGAAGAUAUUAAAAGAAGAAUUAAAGCCAAUCCUCUCGCUGAUUUAAGCCGUUUUAGCAAUCUAGAUGAUUUAACCAUUUUGUUAGGAGGCAAUGUUCCCCAAAACCCUCCUAGUUCUAAUAGACCAAGUGGAAGUAGCAGCAAUUCUUCGUCAAACUCCUCCAAUCCUUUUAGCCAGACUUCAACUAAUCCUGAGAGCAAUAAACAACAACUGUUAAUCUUUGCGGGCAUUGCUGUUCUAGUAAUCUUCUAUCUUCUAAACCAAAAAGACUAUGACUAA
Molecule: messenger RNA, 762 nt
Organism: Funneliformis geosporum
Lineage: Eukaryota; Fungi; Glomeromycota; Glomeromycetes; Glomerales; Glomeraceae
Source: the annotation of a GenBank genome assembly